ACGGUGGCACCUGCGGCCCGGGUCUUCCUGGGGGUGGCGUGCGCGGCUCUCACUUCCACCUUGCUGAGUCUACUCUGCCUCACUGUGGGAGGCGCCCCGCGUGGCCUCGAGACUGGUCACCUACCCCGCGCCGACCAGCGUGUCCCCGCAGGACCCGGAUCCGGGGCGCCUUCGUUGCGAACUGCCUGCCAGGAGCGCCUAGAGAGUGAAAAAGGAAAGAGAAAGAGAGCCCAAGAGAGGCCCCAGCCACCUUGUGGAGCAUGCCACCGACUGGAUCUAGGACAUUGUUGGUCUUGGGAAUUCAGCCAGGGAGAAGCCUUAAAAGAGUCGCACACACUUGGAUGACAAGCACUGGCAGCAACAGAUCAGAUUGCAGCCAUUCAAUUUGCUUCCAAUUAAAUAGUUUAAGUGAAGAAAAUCAGGUCUAACUUUUUAUCUUAAAGACUGGCCUUGAGAAUUUCCAUUUCUAAAGACCAAUUCCUGCUGUGGUUUCAUUAGCAUUUGGGGCUGGGCCUCCCACCCAUCCCCUUCUCCCCCAAUCCGUCUCUGCCUCGGGGCAGAAAAGAAAACAGCGAAUUAUUACAAAAACAUCCCCAGUUUGGAGCAGGAGCUUAAGCUGGGAAUACAGUCGAUUUUGACAUCAAUUAAAUAUCUAACCAGACAAGUGCACGUGGCUUUGGAGGGUUUCUCCGUCACCCAGGUGGCCGCUGCAUUUAGGACAAGGAGGCGUGGACGUGCGCGUCUCAAGAAGCCGAGUUCCCCACGAGGCCAAGCGCUAAGAAACGCCAGAAACGCGCCAGGACUUCAGGGCCAACCGGGAAAGCGGCAGUCGCGGGCCCAGGCGCUCUGCAGACGCGGACCUUGCCGGCUGUCUGGCCGCGGGGAGGCCGGAGCGGCGCGGGCCCGAAGUCAUGCGCGCGGGCGGCGAGGGGGCGCUGUGGCCCGCGGCUGAGGCCUCGUCCCUGCUGCGGUGGCCCCAGCAACGUUCCAGGCCACCGACGGGCGGCGGGCGCCCCUGCCCUGGCGCGCGACCUACCCCUUUCCACUUAGGUUUAAUUCGGCAAAGAAGAACAAUUAUAACAGGCAUUGCAAUAAAGCUUACUCCGCAUACGA
This is a messenger RNA of Myotis lucifugus (little brown bat), 1113 nucleotides long. It is a transcript of the gene IRX2-DT, whose product is annotated as chromosome unknown C5orf38 homolog. Lineage: Eukaryota; Metazoa; Chordata; Mammalia; Chiroptera; Vespertilionidae. The annotation marks the transcript as partial. The record is from RefSeq and is a predicted model, not a curated record. The transcript has 3 exons.